This is a messenger RNA of Diatraea saccharalis (sugarcane borer), 1205 nucleotides long. The record is from the annotation of a GenBank genome assembly. NCBI's taxonomy places the organism in Eukaryota, Metazoa, Arthropoda, Insecta, Lepidoptera, Crambidae.
AUGAUAUAAGAAUGUCUAAUACGGGGACUUGUACGUUAAAUCAGUACAUACAAUUUGUAGAACGAGCAUUUAGAACAGGUCAAGGCACAGUCCUGUCGCGACUGCUAUCAUUACGGGAUGACCACGUUGGAAAUAGAAGUUUACGAUCAAGCGAUAUUGCUACCCUAGUUGAAGGCAAUUGUGUUGAACCUCUUGACGAGAUAAUUAUAGCACAUCUAUUGUGUGCGAAGGCUUUAUGCUUGAAAGAUUAUGAAGAGGCUUAUGAACGACAGAGUUCAUGUGUAGCAAGUGUCGUAAGACUAAUCCAAGCUCAACAAGGAGAAAAUUGGAAUCUUCCGCUUCUUUACACUGUCAGUUUAGACCUGCGGCUAGUAGCACAGAAAGCUGAAGCAACUUACCCAAGUAAUGGAAAAAUACUUGAAAAGGCAGCGGAUAGUCUAUUGGCUGGCUUCAGAGUGUGUGUGGGAGACAAUAGAUCAUCAGAACCAUACUCAAAAAAAAUUGGCAUGUUGAAUAUUGUGAACCAAUUGCUCAAGGUUUACUUUCGCAUUAAUAAAAUUCACUUGUGUAAACCACUUAUUAGAGCAAUUGAUUCAACAAAUCUUAAAGAACCAUUCCCAUUGGCACAACGUAUUACAUACAGAUACUUUGUUGGGCGCAAGGCUAUGUUUGAUUCAGAUUACCAUUCAGCAGAUGAAUUCUUAACAUUUGCAUUCCAAAAUUGUCACAGACAUAGCUUCAAAAACAAAAGGCAAAUAUUAACAUAUUUGGUGCCUGUCAAAAUGUUACUUGGUUUCAUGCCUACCAAGAAAGUGUUGUAUAAGUACGACUUGGCUUUAUUUUGGGAUUUAGCAUGUGCUGUGAAAAAUGGGAACUUAAGAGGAAUUGAUCAAGUCAUGGAAGACUAUGAAAGUUUCUUUAUACAAGCAGGUAUAUACUUGAUAGUAGAGAAACUAAAGAUAUCUGCAUAUAGAAACUUAUUUAAAAAGGUUUAUUUAGCAGAAAACUCCCAUCAGAUAGACAUAGCAAGUUUUCAGGCAGCAUUGCAAAUUAUGGGUCAUGAUGAUGUUGAUGCAGCAGAAACACAGUGUAUUGUUGCAAAUCUGAUUUAUGAUGGUAAAAUAAAAGGUUAUAUCUCAUACCAACAUCAGAAAGUAGUUGUUAGUAAACAAAAUGCUUUCCCACCUUUGACAAGUUUAUGUUAA